This is a messenger RNA of Ilyonectria robusta, 1555 nucleotides long. Its product is annotated as P-loop containing nucleoside triphosphate hydrolase protein. The record is from RefSeq and is a predicted model, not a curated record. The coding region runs from base 454 to 1344 and encodes 296 amino acids. NCBI's taxonomy places the organism in Eukaryota, Fungi, Ascomycota, Sordariomycetes, Hypocreales, Nectriaceae. The transcript has 3 exons.
AGUUACUGCUCAUGAUAUCCUGGAGACAAUAAACUAGGGAGGACCUCGAAAAAGGCCUCGCUCAACCUGGACGACGACAAUCUGCCCGAGAGCAUGCACGACGGGCAACACAUCCCGUACUGGAGGAUGCAACUCCGGAGAUGUAGCUUACAGCAGAGGUGUUGGUCCAAGACAACAUCAUCAAAUCCUAUCAUGUUGGAACACUAAAACAAACGCAAUGACACGCUUCGACUCACAGGACCCAGCAGAAGACUAGAGCGACGGCGAGGAUAUGGAGAUAGCGGAGCUGGCGACUCCGGAAGACCGCCGAAGACAGGACGCUCGCGUCGAGGCCGGGAGACCCCUCCCCGCGGCCGGAACGCAGGAGAUGGACAAGGUGUCCUCCCUGGACACCGCUGGAGGUCUGGAGUGGUACUUUACAACGUCAGACAGUCACAAAAGGAGUCGUUCCCGAUGGAACCGGCCGCCCAGGUCAAGUGGGCAGCAUGGGAUUCGUCCAAGUACUGCUAUGCCAUACUCAAGAUCUUUGAGUGUGUGGUGGCCGGAGAUCGCCUCCUGAUAUAUGUCCAGAGCCCCAUUACGUCCCAGAUCCUUAACGCCCUACUUGUGGUCUGCGGCAUAAGGUCGCUCCAUUAUAUGUCGCGCAACAGUCAGGCAGAACGGGACGCAGCGGUAGAACACUUCAACGAUUCCAGCUCGCCCUACACCGUGCUCAUCACAUCCAUGCAGCUGGCUGCAUUUGGCGUGAACUUCCACAAGGCUUGCCAUCGUGGUCUUAUCAUGGAAAGCGUAUCAAACCUCUCCACCGAAGUCCAGGCAACUGGACGCACAUGGCGAAUCGGACAGAUGUACAAGGUCGUUUGGAAACGACUCAUCUGCGCGGACUACUACGACUGCGAUCGAAGGGUUUGGGUUAGGGCUAGCAUUCUGCUGGAUAACCAGGACCUGGCCAUCAUAUGCCAGGAGCCGGGAAUUGACGUUCGCUCGCUGAGAGUGAAUCCAUACGACCCCAAGAUGGUGGCGAAGCCACCACAGGUGCUAGAUGUCUACAGAAUCGCCCAGUUACUCCAAGGCCCAAUCCACUUCGCCAUGCUUCUAAACGAGUGCGGCACGGGCAAGACCUUCACGGCGGCCCUGGCGAUGUCCUUCCUCAUACAGGACAAGGUGACGGCGGCUCGGGCACGUCCUCCAUCCCUCGCAGAGGGCAAGCGGAUCUUCAAACCUUCGAUCAUGUUCAUACCCGCAGAUUGGCUCUUAGGGUUAGACUUAGUGUCAAGUUACCGAAGAAUUUAUCACAAAAGCCAAAGGAUUGCCCGGAAGCACUUAAUUGACUUCAUUGGUUAAUCCAUGGCCUGACGGAUACAAUUGAUGGGGGUUCUGGCGACCUGUUGCCAAGAGACAAUGGCGUUUAAAUUGGACUCCGACUCUGCUAGGCUUCUUCAAGUCAUACGUAUAGCAAUGCCGAGAUGGGAACUCACAAUGGGCGCUCGAAUGUGUGUUUUAGGAUGAUCGUGGCUGAAUUAGAAAUUUGCAUUUAAUUAUAAAACAAGAUGAG